AUGUCUGGAGCCACCUUUCUACUGUUAGUACUUUUGACUUUUGCUUUGCGGGCGCUAGGAUCAGAGCUCAACUCUACUAGCUCGAUCCCCCUGUCCAUCCUGUCUUGGCGUCUUGUUGACUUCACAGAAGUUCCGGAUAAUCGGACGGGAAUUCUUCAAGUAACAUUCAAAAGUGAGGGCUCCCGUAACAAGCGGUAUUUCAAGAGCAAAGGAUAUGUUUCGCUUACUUUCUCCUUCUCCACACGGAACUCGCAUGCCAGUCACCCACCUCACAUCUUCUCCUAUGCGGGUCUCUCAGUGCUUGUGGACUUUACGGUGACGAGGCUGAUUGACGAAUAUGCCAGUGCACCCCUCUCCCUGCAAGCGGCCUUCUUCGCCGCCAAUGAGAGCUUGGCUGGAGGGGAGGAAUUUCGGGCUUCGAGGGUCACCACCAUCAAUGAUGAACUCACUCCCGGUGUCUUUGAGGUAGGGCCUUUCUCCUUGAUUGUUCUCUCUCACCAACGCAGUUCCGAUUUUUCGGUUCUUGCUUCAUGCGGUAACCCUUUUAGGUCGACUAUGCGCCUUAUCGUGGGGGGGGGGAAGAAAGGGUGUGGCUAA
Dibothriocephalus latus is the source of this 597-nucleotide messenger RNA. Lineage: Eukaryota; Metazoa; Platyhelminthes; Cestoda; Diphyllobothriidea; Diphyllobothriidae. The record is from the annotation of a GenBank genome assembly.